Messenger RNA from Lasiosphaeria miniovina, 571 nucleotides. RefSeq lists its product as uncharacterized. The transcript has a single exon. The coding region runs from base 100 to 279 and encodes 59 amino acids. NCBI's taxonomy places the organism in Eukaryota, Fungi, Ascomycota, Sordariomycetes, Sordariales, Lasiosphaeriaceae. The record is from RefSeq and is a predicted model, not a curated record.
GCCUCCUAGACCUGCUCCUAAGCCUGGACCUGCUCCUAAGCCGCCUGGAUCUGCAACCACCCGCAGGCCACCAGCCUCGGGAGCACCCACCAGGCCAGCAUGGGGCGCACCCGCCAGGCCAGCAUCUGCCGCAACCACCUGCCAGCCAACGACGCCAACCACUCGGCCACCGGGAUCUGGAACUGUCCGUCGCCCGCCUCCUCCUGCUUCCGGCCCGGAGUGCCCCGGCUCUGGAGCUCCCCGCCGCCCUCUUCGUGCUUAGGUAACACUUUUCCAUGAGUGAUACUUAUCACUCACUCCCUUACUCCCCUUUCCCCUACGCUUUCCCCCACGCUUUCAUUCGAUUUGAUUGGGAAUGAUAUACAGGAGAAUUGAAAAUAAAAUAAAAAUAAGAAAAGAUUAUCAAAAACAAAAGUGACCAGAGACUAUGUUGAUAUUGUUGGAACUGUGAAUGAUGAAUGAUGAAUGAUGCACCGUGAUGAAGACUAUUAUUAAGCCAUUCGCUCAGGGUUAGGAUGUGUCUAUCGGGUCUACUCGUCAGGGUUACAAAAACACCCUCAGUGCGGAGCAA